Messenger RNA from Manihot esculenta (cassava), 791 nucleotides. RefSeq lists its product as uncharacterized. NCBI's taxonomy places the organism in Eukaryota, Viridiplantae, Streptophyta, Magnoliopsida, Malpighiales, Euphorbiaceae. The transcript has 4 exons. Bases 235 to 744 code for a protein of 169 amino acids. The record is from RefSeq and is a predicted model, not a curated record.
ACUUUCUUUCUGCAAGCUCCUAUGUGAAGCUGACAACAUUUUCAAGCCAGGAAUCGCAUUUGAGAUAGUAAAUUGUUAAAGAUUAGAUCAAGGAUUACUUUCUUUCGUCUACCAAACAAACAACAUUUUCAAGCCAGGAAUCGCAUUUGAGGUAGUAAAUUGUUAAAGAUCAGACCAAGGAUUACUUCCAAUUACAAGCCAUUCCCCUCAUUGAAUUCAGUUCAGAUUUGUAAAAUGGGGAUAACCACCAGUUUUCUGAGAAUUUUCAAAGGGUUGCCUUCAGCCCGGAGAAUAGCUUUUGUAAUGGGAAAACUCUACAAGCAAUUUGUGGAUAAAGAUAUUAAGAACUUUGAGGAAUUCCACAUCGCUGUCCUUGACAUUUUCAACACACUGAACUCAGCAUUGCCUGGGAAGCAUUAUGAUGCACCCUCAAGAAAGGAAGUAGAGGCAUGUUUUGCUAGUUUGAAAGAUGUUUCAGAGGCAAAAAGAAAACAACGAUUUAUCCACUUCAUGAAGAAGAGGGUAGAUCGUUGCAGGCGAGAAGACUCCACCAUGGUCACCGGGGUGAUAACACCAGUGGCAGCCAUGGCUGCCAAGAAGGCGGCCGAGAAUGUGCCCCAGUUAGAUAUAAUCAAGGUGGUGCCAGAUGUGGUCUUUGUGCCUACAGUAACAUUGUUGGCAAUCUUCUUUGUCAAGCUGAUCAGAAUAAUUCUUCUUCGACGCAUAGCAUCUCCAUAUAUGUAAUCAAAUGCAGAAUCAGAUUAGUUAUCACUGAUGUAUUAUAUUGACAU